AGUGUCAGAACCCUGCUACUAGAGCCUGGAUGUGGCUCUGAGUUUCAGGGUCACUGACAUUGAUACGACACCUGCGUCCCAGGACUCGGAGGAGAAACGGCUGAUGGACUUGGCGGGGAAUUUGCGCGGGGUUUUACUGAGCGGGAAGAGACUGUUCAAAUGAGGGGGAGGGUAUAUAAAGGAGGGUUGGCCGGAGCCUCCCAUUCUUGGCUUUUCUGAUGUUCAUGUUUCCUACAGUAAAAGUUCCUGGUGAUACCACAGAGAGUCUCGUGUGUUCAUUCAGGAGCGGCUGUGGUGAGCUGACACUAAGCCAAGAAUACGGACACCAUCCCGCUGUAGCGGUGAGGUGUAACAUGCAAGUGGAGGAUGAAGAGCUCUUGGGCGCCGGAGGAGGAAGGUCGGAAAGGGCCACUCCCGAGACGGACGCUGAGUUCCACCAGCUGGCGGCCCUGGCGUCAUCCACCGCUUAUGCCCAGCCAAAUGGGGUAACCCAGAGGCGCGGAGUGGUGCGGGGAGAUAGCACCGGAGGAGAGGAAGGUUCACCUUCCCCAGGCCCGCAAAAGAUGGUGUUUCUGGAGGAGAGGAUGUCGGCGAUGGAGACCACCCUGGCAGUGAUGUCGAGGGCGAUGGAGCGCCUGGCGGUUUUGGCGGAGCCGGAGCGAGGAAGGGAACUCCGGGCUAGCUCAAUGUGGGACGUGAGCAUGGGAAGCAGCCAGGGCUUUGCAGACCUCCCAGCACCGAAGGGAAGGGAAAUGCGAAAGGAGCCCGGUGCCCGGCCCAAGAUCCAAACGAGCCUGACGCGGGUGGAGGAGAGUGACGACGAAGGGGAAAAGCCUCCGAGAAUCCCGGCUACGCUCCCAACUGAGACCCUGGUGCCCCUGGCGAAUGCCGGGCGUGGCACAGGACAAAGGGAAGCAGCAGCGGGGCCCACUGGCCCGCAAGGGGGCUUGCGACGGGCGGAGAAUUGGGGAUUGCCACCACAGGGACCCCUACCGAGACGAGAGGAACUAAGGAUCGAGUUUGGGGGAGAGUCCUCUGAACUGGAUUUUUUCCUGACCACGGUGAGGGGCUAUAUGGAGGACAAUGCCCACACUUUUAGAACGGAAUCCAGCCGGGUACGGGCCAUUGGUGCAGUGUUGAAGAGGGGAGCGGCCAGCUGGUACGUUCAACUACACGCGCGGCGCGACCCAUGUCUGGGGUCACUCCGACGCUUUAUGGGGGCCCUGGAGACCCGUUUCCGAGAUCCACUGGAGCAGAUCCGGGCGAGGGAGGAGUUGAAGACCGUCUCCCAGGGGCAGAGGUCGGUAUCUGAGUAUGCGGAGGAGUUCCAAUGCCUCGCUGAAAAGGUGCCGGAAUGGUCUGCAGUGACAAAGAUAGAACUCUUCAAAGAGGGGCUCAGGCGGGAGAUCCUCUCCUGGGCGGUGCAUCGUGAUGAGCCUGACACACUGCGCGGAUGGAUUCAGCUGGCGGGGCGCAUCGAGACAUCGCUGGCCCAGGCGAGGAGGCACCGAGGAGGGCUACAGCAGCGGCCGCAGAUGAAAGAGGGGAGCCGGAAGGAGGGAUCAACCCCAGCCGGGAGGAGAACGGAGCCGACAGGGAACGUGAGCACCAGCAGGAGGGGCUGCUUCGUGUGCGGCCGUUUGGGCCACAGGGCUGCCGAGUGCUGGCAGAGAAAAGGGGAAGGCGGAGGCCCGCCCAAACCAAGAGCCGUGGCAGGGAAACGCGCCGAGGAAGAACCACCGAUGAGGCACCACUCGGGGGGGUUGGACGAAGGGGAGGAGGACGCCAUGUCAGAACCCUGCUACUAGAGCCUGGAUGUGGCUCUGAGUUUCAGGGUCACUGACAUUGAUAAGACACCUGCGUCCCAGGACUCGGAGGAGAAACGGCUGAUGGACUUGGCGGGGAAUUUGCGCGGGGUUUUACUGAGCGGGAAGAGACUGUUCAAAUGAGGGGGAGGGUAUAUAAAGGAGGGUUGGCCGGAGCCUCCCAUUCUUGGCUUUUCUGAUGUUCAUGUUUCCUACAGUAAAAGUUCCUGGUGAUACCACAGAGAGUCUCGUGUGUUCAUUCAGGAGCGGCUGUGGUGAGCUGACA
This is a messenger RNA of Anolis carolinensis (green anole), 2091 nucleotides long. RefSeq lists its product as uncharacterized. The record is from RefSeq and is a predicted model, not a curated record. Bases 219 to 1808 code for a protein of 529 amino acids. NCBI's taxonomy places the organism in Eukaryota, Metazoa, Chordata, Lepidosauria, Squamata, Anolidae. The transcript has 2 exons. Gene Ontology annotation, molecular function: zinc ion binding; nucleic acid binding.